Exophiala spinifera is the source of this 1002-nucleotide messenger RNA. RefSeq lists its product as uncharacterized. Gene Ontology annotation, molecular function: S-adenosylmethionine-homocysteine S-methyltransferase activity; zinc ion binding. Bases 1 to 1002 code for a protein of 333 amino acids. The record is from RefSeq and is a predicted model, not a curated record. Lineage: Eukaryota; Fungi; Ascomycota; Eurotiomycetes; Chaetothyriales; Herpotrichiellaceae. The transcript has a single exon. Gene Ontology annotation, biological process: S-methylmethionine cycle.
AUGGCCAAGGAGCUUCUGGAGAAACCCCUCCUCGUCCUCGACGGAGGGCUAGGGACAACGCUAGAGGACGAGCACGGGGUCAAAUUCUCAUCGGCGACGCCAUUAUGGUCAUCGCAUCUUCUUGUGGAAAACACACCCACACUGAAGACCGUCCAGCAAGACUUUGCCAGCGCCGGAGCAGACAUCAUCCUCACUGCGACGUACCAGUGUAGCUUUGAAGGAUUCAAAAACACAAAAUUGGCCCACAAAGAUGGUGGUAUCGAGCUCGAAGAAGCCAAGACGUACAUGCUUUCGGCGGUUGAUGUUGCUCGGGAGGCGUUUCGCGGGAGACGUGGCCUCGUCGCGCUGAGUCUGGGUGCUUAUGGAGCGACAAUGGUCCCAAGCACCGAGUACAGCGGGGCGUAUGGAUCCAUGACCGAGAACGAUCUGUUCAACUUCCACAUGCAGCGGAUCUCGGCGUUCAAAGAGAGCCCCAAGUGGGAAGAAAUCGACGUCGUUGCGUUCGAGACGCUGCCGCGAAUCGACGAGGUCAGAGCAGUUGUCGAAGUCAUGCAACAAGUGACGGACAAGCCGUACUGGGUAUCGUGCGUGUUCCCGAACGACGACCAGAAGCUUCCCGACGGAACAACCGUCGACGAGCUGGUCAAGACCAUCUUUCCAAAGGGAGCGCGACAGCCUUGGGCCAUCGGACUCAACUGUACAAAGAUUCACAAGGUUGGUGGGCUCAUCAGUGCAUUCGAAAAGGCUUCCGCGCAAUUGUCGCUUGAUCUACCUAGACUGGUUGUUUAUCCGGACGGUGCGGGCAAUCAAGUCUACGAUACGAAGCUCCAAAAGUGGGUUGGAGACAAUAGCGACCAGAAGCCUUGGGAUGUCCAGCUGGCCGAUAUCUUACAGGAGGUGACACAGAGGGGCGCAUGGAAGGGAAUCGUUGUUGGAGGAUGUUGUAAGACGACACCAUAUCAUAUUCGACAGCUGAAGACGAGACUAGAGGAAAUAAAAUGA